Alternaria novae-zelandiae is the source of this 1410-nucleotide messenger RNA. RefSeq lists its product as uncharacterized. The coding region runs from base 1 to 1410 and encodes 469 amino acids. NCBI's taxonomy places the organism in Eukaryota, Fungi, Ascomycota, Dothideomycetes, Pleosporales, Pleosporaceae. The record is from RefSeq and is a predicted model, not a curated record. The transcript is spliced from 2 exons.
AUGCUGGGACUGCGCGUUUUACUUGGCACAGCAUUUGCUGGCGCUGUCGUUUCGGCAGGAUACUUGCCCGAAGUUUCGAGCCACACUGCUUUCCGGUACAAUGCGCGUCGACAGGCAACGAACAGCACGUCUCCAUCUUUCAACGGUCCGUACAGUACCAGAGGCCGAGAUAUUGUUGAUAGCAAUGGCGAAAAGACGACUUGGGCUGGUGUUAACUGGCCAAUGAGUGGCGAGACUAUGGUUCCUGAAGGACUUGAGUGGGCGUCAGCGGAAGAGAUUCUUGAUGACAUCGCGGGUGUUGGCUUCAACUACAUCCGCAUGGGCUACGCCAUUGAGAUGAUUGACCAAGUCUACGAUCGAAACGGCGUUGACGUGCCACUCGAGGUUGGCCUCAUCAACGCCCUGGGCUAUGUGAACGGCACCAAAGUAACCAACGAGAUCAUCGAGAAGAACCCUGGUUGGACAGCUCAGACCACUCGAUUCGAGAUCUGGAGCGACAUCGCACGCAUCGCUGCUACCAAAGGCAUUUUCAUCAGCCCAGAUGUGCACACAGGCAAAGCGCAGUGGUGCUGCUCACACAUCGACGGUACCGCAUGGUUCGACGACCUUGAGUUCAACGCAACGCACUGGCGCCGCGGUCUUUCCUAUGUUGCCAAUUGGGCAAAGGAUCACCCAAACGUAGUUAGUAUGUCUCUUCGCAACGAGCUGCGCGAAUCUUGGAACGUCACGGAUCUCUAUUACAACUGGGACACUCUCGUCGGCAAUAUGACCGCUGGCGCUGACGCAAUCCACGAGGCCAACCCUGAUCUUCUCAUCCUCUGGGGAGGUAUGCAGUACGGGCAAGAUCUGUCAGCACUCACUAGCGGCAAGAACAUUCUCACCGCUCCAUGCUACAAGUGCACGGCGAUUCGCGACGCCGCGAGGAGGGAGCCAGUGUACUUCAACCUCGACGAUCACCCCUGGGCUGAUAAGCUUGUCUGGGAACUCCAUCUCUACAGCAUGAGUGAGGACAUCGACACGGGCACCUGCGACAUCGUCAAGGCAAACUUCUACCGCAACGGCUUCAAUGCUUUGGGCAUUGAUGCACCAGCCGCCUGCAACAUUACGGGUGACUGCCCGAAGGCUGUGCGCGAGACACCAGUCAUCCUAAGCGAGUUCGGUAGUGCGCAAGACGAGACACUCUUCAACAACACACUACAAAACUGCUUGAAGGAGUACACCAUCGAUAACGACAUCAGCUGGAUGAUGUGGUCUAUCGCUGGUUCGUACAGAAUCAGAUCGGGUGUUCAGGGUUUCCCAGAUACGUGGGGUAUGACAAACUACAACUGGACUGGUUGGAAUUACGAGCGCGGUAUUGAGGAUUUCUGGAAACCAUGGGUUCAAGCAAUGAACACAACCAAGAUUCGUUAG